This is a messenger RNA of Sarcophilus harrisii (Tasmanian devil), 4723 nucleotides long. RefSeq names its product solute carrier family 43 member 1 (gene SLC43A1). Bases 250 to 2010 code for a protein of 586 amino acids. Gene Ontology annotation, molecular function: L-amino acid transmembrane transporter activity; neutral L-amino acid transmembrane transporter activity. The record is from RefSeq and is a predicted model, not a curated record. The transcript has 15 exons. Gene Ontology annotation, biological process: transmembrane transport; neutral amino acid transport. NCBI's taxonomy places the organism in Eukaryota, Metazoa, Chordata, Mammalia, Dasyuromorphia, Dasyuridae.
CUUAGCGCUCCCCGUCCGCGUGUUUGCCUACUUCCCAGCCCGGCGUGGACGGGAUCUUGGGGUGCCUUUAAAGGUGGGAAGGGGAGCUGCUCGGCCGGACUCUCUGAUUGAGGGAGGGACAGCCUGGCUGGGGAACUGAGGCAGAGCGCAGGCAGAGUGACAGGGGGCGUUGCAGGCGAGCCCCCAACCGUGAGACAGCCCGAGUGAAAGCCCAGAAAGAAGCAGGCAGGAUUAGCCAGCCGGGCCGCUAUGAUCCGGGGACACUCCCAGGCUGCUCUUCGAGGCCCCGCACUCACUGCCCUGUUCCUUGGCAGCCUAGAAGCCAGCAUGGCUCCGACGCUAGCCCAGGCCUACCGGCGGCGAUGGUGGAUGGCCUCCACGGCCUUGGUGGAGAACCUGUUCUUCUCCGCCGUCCUUUUUGGCUGGGGCUCCCUGCUCAUCAUGCUACAGAACGAAGGCUUCUACUCCCACCUUUGUCCAGAGAGGAACAGCACCAACAGUAGUGAGCUCCAGCUUCUGACUGAGCUGGAGUGGCCCACCUGUGAAAAGCAGGAGGAAAUGUUGAACUUGGGCUUCACCAUCGGCUCCUUUGUUCUGAGCGCUACCACCCUGCCCCUGGGCAUCCUCAUGGACCGUUUCGGGCCCCGCCCCCUUCGCCUGGUUGGCAGCUCCAGUUUCGCAGCUUCCUGUGCCCUGAUGGCUCUGGCUGCUCAGAAUCGCUUAGUUUUGUCCCCACUCAUCUUUCUGGCCUUGUCUCUGAAUGGCUUCGGUGGCAUCUGUCUGACCUUCACUUCGCUCACUCUGCCCAACAUGUUUGGAAACCUCCGAUCCACCAUCAUGUCCCUGAUGAUCGGCUCUUACGCUUCAUCUGCCAUCACGUUCCCUGCAAUCAAGCUGAUCUAUGAUGCUGGCGUGUCCUUCGUAGUCAUCAUGUUCACCUGGUCUGCCCUGGCCUGUCUCAUUUUCAUCAAUUGUAUCCUCAACUGGCCCAGUGAAACCUUCCCUGCUCCAGAGGAGGCCAGUUACAUGAAAAAGAUCAAGGUAAAUGGACUGGCCUUGGACCACAAGGUAACUGGCGAUCGCUCUUUUGUCCACGUCACUACCACAAGUCAGCAGCUGAACGAGAAGACCCCAAAUGUAGAGGAAGAAAGGGAGUUUGAUUCGCUAUCUCAAGAGGUGGAAAACACCGUGGCUGCUGCUCCCGAGAAAUCUGUCCCCUUUCGGAAAAGCCUCUUUUCCCCCAUAUUCCUCUGGAGUCUUCUUACCAUGGGGAUGACCCAGCUUCGGGUGAUUUUCUACAUGGCUGCCAUGAACAAGAUGCUGGAGUUCUUAAUAACUGGUGGCCAGAAGCUGGAAACAGAGAAGGAGAUAAGUUAUAUGAAGGAGCAAGUGGCGUUCUACUCCUCCGUCUUCGGGGCCAUGCAGCUGCUUUGCCUCCUCACCUGCCCUUUAAUUGGCUACAUCAUGGACUGGCGAAUUAAGGAGUGUGUGGAUGAUCCCAGCGAGACCACCGCCCUGGAAGAGGCCAGGGAUGGUAUUGCUAAGAAGGGGACCAGAAUUCGGUACAGAAAGAUCCAGAAACUCACCAAUGCUAUCUACGCCUUUCUUUUGACCAACACUCUGCUGGUAGUCUUUGGGAUCACCUGCCUCAUUCACAACUUACACCUGCAGCUCUUAACCUUCAUUCUACACACAGUGAUUCGAGGCUUCUUCCACUCUGCCUGUGGGGGGCUCUAUGCUGCUGUGUUUCCUUCUAAUCACUUUGGGACCCUGACUGGCCUGCAGUCCACCAUCAGUGCCAUAUUUGCUCUUUUGCAACAGCCUCUUUUCACAGUGGUGGUGGGACCUCUCCAUGGAGAUGCUUUCUGGGUGAAUCUGGGUCUGCUCUUCUUCUCCCUACUGGGAUAUCUGCUACCUUCCUACCUCUUCUUCUAUCGAGCAAAGUUACAGAAAAAGUUGUCCUCCUCCAAAGCUCCAGAGAUGUGCAAUUUGCAAGAAACAGUUGCCUAGUUGGGGGGGGCGGGGAGGGGAAGGAGUGCCCCCACUCGGCAUACCCAGGAAGAGCAGGAGAAAUCGCCCCAGCUUGGAGUGUCUACCUGCAACAUAUGCACAUAGCCACGGGACAUGGAUUUAUAAAUAUAUGAGUUCUAUUUUUGUAGGAACUUGCAAAAAAGUCAAAACCAAAAAAACCCCACAAGAACCCAAACCCCCAAAACAAACCACCCCAUAACAACCACCCAAAGAAAAAAGAACACAGAGAAACGCUCCAUUGAUGAAGACUGGGUAUGGGCUCCAUUGGCAAAUCCAGAGUAGAAAGACUUGUCUUUUUCUCUUGAAAACACAAGACUGCCUAGGGCCAGGACUACCUAUUGCUCUUUGUGGGUAGAGGUGCCAGCCCGCUGACAGACAUUUCUGGAGAAGACACCCAUGGGGAGCCCUCCCACCCCCUCACAGGGACUGUGGGAUUGGACCCAGGAUGGGUAUCUGGGCCAGAGCUAGAAGGGAAGCCUGACUUUGAGGGUGGGAGGGCAGGUUCCCUCCUUGUUGCUAUUGCUGUGGCUGCUGCCAUGGUAGUUGCCACAGUGGAAAUAAAAAGGGAAGCGAGAGAUACUUGUGUCUGUGCCUCAGGGCAGAGCUGCUACCUGGGAGCCUCCCACGCACAGCCCUCCCCUCCUUUUCCCCACCACUCUCACUCCCCACCCCCCAAACUCCUUGGCAUUAAAUGGGACACAAUCCCAGCUGAGCUCUGAAUUCAGUGUACAAAUGCCUCGGGUGCCAGCCUGGGUGCCCCCCCCAGGGCUCUGUCUGGCUCCUCCUCACCUUGUUCUCUCCCCAUCACUCACUGUAAUAGGGGCAGCUUGGAAAAUUGCUCAGAUACUAAGCCUUUCCCUCACAAGAAGGAAGAAAUGCACUCCAGACAUGGUUGUGCAAAGUCAUGGAGUUGGGAAUAUCAUAGGGAUUAAUCACACAGGGGCCAGGUUGAGAGUCAUGACCGCAGAGUCAUGAAAAGGAGUGAAGCAUAAUAAGAAAAGUGGGCUAGAAAUGUCAAGACUUGAGGUUUGUGUUUUCUCCAGAUCCAAGAUGGAGCCACUGAUGCUUUUUGGUUAGGAGGGAGACACGAUCCGAUCUGUGGUUUGGAAAUGCUAAUUUGGAAGCUAUGUAGGAGAUAGGUUUGGAAGGGGAGGGACUUGAAGUAGAUAAAUCACUUAGGAGGCCAUUGGGAGAGUUCAAACUAGAGUUGAUGAAGGCCUGAAAUAGGGUCGUAUCCAAGUGAGUGGAGAUACAGGGAGAAAUGGGAGAAGUAAUGAGGGAGACUGGACAAGAUUUGGCGAUUAAUUGGGGGAAGGAGAGGGAUGAUCCUCUGCCCUCAUGGAUUUUUAAAUUCUCCUAAGGAUGUGACAUGAUUGAUAAAACAUGGGGCUUGGAGUGAGGAUGACCUGAAUUUACAUCUUACUACAGAUACUAGCUUUUGUCCCCGGGACAAAUUACUUGUUUCUUCUUUGCCUCCAUUUCCUCAUCUGUAAAAUGAGGAAAUUGGACUUUAUGGUCUCUAAGGUUCCUUUCAGCUCUAAAUCUUUGAGCCUAUGGAUGAAUAUAUACAUGAUGAGGACAUGUAAAAUGGAACAUGAUACAUAAUUUUAAUUAUACACACACGCAUAUAAUUUGAGGAUGGAGAGACUACACCGAGAUGAUUUCCUGUUGGAGGUGGCACAGGAGCUGAGCCUUGAAGGUAACUAUUCUAAGAGGAUGAGGUGAGGAAUCAUGUUUUCCAGGCAAGGACCGUAGCCUGUGCCAAGGCUGAGAGAUGGAGUAUGGUUAAAAACCAACUAGCCUAGUUUAGCUGAAAGUACAGCAUGGAAAGGGGGUGGAGUGAAGUGGGGGAGGGAUGUGCAGUAAGCCUGGAAAAGUGGUCAGGAAGUUAUGAAGGGACUCAAAGGUCAAGAUUAGAUAGAUUUUUUUUAAAUCUUAAAAGCAGUAGGGACCUCUUCUCCCCCUUCCCCCACAAGAGGUGACGUUAGAUCUCUGGAAGGUAGAGAUUUGAGACAGGGUUUGAAAUUAUAUUCUCUGUGCAUCUCUGCCCAUUGGACAGCAAAUACUACUACUACUAGCAAUUAAUAUUAAUAAAGCUCGUUGAGCUUUGCAAAAUUCUUUACAAAACAUCUCACUGGAUCCUCACAAUAACCCUAGGAGGUAAGUGCUAUUAUCUCCAUUUUACAAAUGAGGAAAGCUAAACAACUUAAGGCACUUGCCCAAUGUGCAGGACUACUAUAGGUCAGGCACUGUGCUAAGGAUACAAAAAGAGGCAAAACACAGCCCCUACCCCCAAGGAGCUCACAGUCCCAGUAUACAAAGAUAAGUUCUAUGCAGGAUAAAUUGGGGAUAGAAAAAAAUGGCACUAGAAUUAGAAAGGGUUUCGAAAGGCUUCCUGUAGUUGAUUUUUUGAUUGGGAUUUAUUUGAAGGAAGCUAGGGAAUGGUGGGUGAAGAUGAGGAGGGAGAGCCUUCCAAACAUGGGGAACAACAGAGAAAAUCAAGAGUUGGAAAGUGGGUCGCAGAAAGUGUCUGACGCAGAAUUUGAACACCAGCCUUCCGAUCUCCAAUCCCAGCACCCCUUCCACUACAUUUAACUACUGAAAAUGAAGAGAUUGGAUGCAUCACAGCUUGGGAUCUCAUGGGCAGUAAAAAUAAAAUAUCUUGUCAUUAAAAUACGCAAAUUUACCCUUA